AAGAGGUUCACAAAGACAACGAAGAGUAUACAACCAAUAAAAAAAAGGACAGAAGAGAAGAGAAAUGAUGUUUGAGUCUCCAAGUGGAAAGAGAUGGAACUUGUUAUCAUCAGCUUCAUCUUAUAGAGAGACAAUUGUACUUGGAAGAUACAGUAAAAGUUGCAGAGAGCAGAAGCAACAAGGAAGAAGAAGAUCUAUGGAAGAGAGACUCUUGCCGAAGUGGAAAGUUCUGUUGAGGAAGCUCAAGUUGUUGCCUUCUUCUUCUAGAUCCACAAAGGUCACGGCUUAUGAGCUUAACGAUUACUCUUUGAAUUUUGAUCAAGGGCCCGGUUGGCACGACCACGAUGAGCCCGAGAAUCUUGCUAGGUCUUUCUCUUCUCGGUUUGCUGAUCCCACCAGGAUCAGAGCAACACGCUUGCUCUUGUAUUAAGUUAUUCUUUUGUUUCUCUCUUUUCUUUUCAGUGAUGAGAUACACUAGCUGUUAGUAUUGAAAAUGAUAAAAAAUGAUAGGUUGAUUACU
Messenger RNA from Raphanus sativus (radish), 520 nucleotides. RefSeq lists its product as uncharacterized. The transcript has a single exon. The record is from RefSeq and is a predicted model, not a curated record. NCBI's taxonomy places the organism in Eukaryota, Viridiplantae, Streptophyta, Magnoliopsida, Brassicales, Brassicaceae. The coding region runs from base 65 to 430 and encodes 121 amino acids.